AUGGAAUACAGUUCAAAAACUGCCUACGAACAUGAAUUUCAUAGAAAUUUUGUGUGUAUCGUAUAUCCUGGAAUUGUGCGCAACCCAGAUCGCAUGGUGGAAACAUUGGGAGGUAUCCGCGAAAUAAGUACCACAUUCGGACAAGAGAAACGGCGACUAGAGCUCCGAUUUCGCCCGGAUUGCAUUUACUCCAAACCUGCGUAUGGUGAUGGACGGCCAACGACUGGGCUUGUCCUGAAGGUGAAGGUCCAACGUAGAAAAUCACAACCAGAGUACAGAUCCAUCAAUUCGGUCAAGAUUAUGGGCUGUGUUCGACGGUGCUACAAUUUCGAUUCACUGUGCGACUUUCAACAGUUACCCGCGUUUCGUAUGCCAUCGAGCGGGAAAGUCGAAUGCGUGUACAAUGAAAUUGUUCCGAAGGGAGUCAACACUGCAAGUCCUUUCGAAAAGUCGGCGAACGUUCCAUUUUUUUUACCGCCCAUUAACUUCAGUCGUAGCGAUUCGAUGAAUACGUUCGUAUUGCGCGAGCCAAAGAAAACCAGAAUGUCGUCGAUCGAUAGCGGUUACCGACGACGGCGACAAAAGUACGGUAUCUAUAACACAUUUUCGCUGACCGACCCCAUUCCAGAAAAAGCCACCGUGCAGGCGCUGCAAAUGCUGACAAAAAAAGUCGUUACAGGACAGGAGUUGGAUAAGGUACGGGCCGCUUUUAAGACCCGUCCCAUAUGGACAAAGAAUGCACUGAUCAAUGUUAACAAGCUCGAGUUUAGCCCUCAAACACUGGGUGUCAUUCUACCGUCCAUCGCUUUCUACUACGUGAACGGUCCUUGGCGUGGUACCUGGGUGCGUUAUGGAUACGAUCCACGGAAGCACUUCGAGGCACGCGUCUAUCAGUUACUGGACUUUCGCGUGCGUUCCAUCGGUUCGGUACACGAGUGCAUCAAAAUUAAGCGUCUAUCGCUUACUAAAGUGAACUACCGCAUGGCGGAAUCGGUGUCGCUUUAUAAGGACGAUGAGCAGAAUUUCGUCAACAGUACGUUCGAUGAAGAUACCGUUCCACCGUAUCGCGUGAUAUACUAUCAGUACUGUGACAUUCAUUUGAAAAAGAUUCAAGAGAUGCUGAAAAAAGUCCCCUCACCCAAGAACGGGACGGUGUGCGACGAGCGCAAUGGGUGGCUACCGUACCGGUUUGACGAUCAGUGUCGCAACAUCAUGAUGGAAAUUGUGCUGAACAACAUACGGAGACUGAGCGAAGAAAACCCGGAAGUAUGCAGCGCAAUGGAAUCGGUGGAAGAGGAUGACGAUGAGGAGGCUGAUGAGGGUGAGAUGUCAGGAUUCGAGGACGAUGAAGUGGAAGAAUUGGAAGGCAAUAUCGAUUCGAUGGACGAUUCCAUUACGGAUUAA
This is a messenger RNA of Anopheles marshallii, 1404 nucleotides long. RefSeq names its product general transcription factor 3C polypeptide 5 (gene l(2)37Cd). Gene Ontology annotation, biological process: transcription initiation at RNA polymerase III promoter. Lineage: Eukaryota; Metazoa; Arthropoda; Insecta; Diptera; Culicidae. The record is from RefSeq and is a predicted model, not a curated record. Bases 1 to 1404 code for a protein of 467 amino acids. Gene Ontology annotation, cellular component: transcription factor TFIIIC complex. The transcript is spliced from 2 exons.